AUGGAGAUCGUGACAGGUGCAUUGAGCACCCUACUCCCCAAGCUUGCCGUGCUUCUGACCAGCCAAUACAACCUGCAGAAAAAACUGAGGGACGAUAUCACGUUCCUCAAAGCCGAGCUGGAGAGCAUGCAACCUGUCCUAGAAAGGGUUUCAGAGGCUCCAAUAACAGACAAGCAGAUUAUGAUAUGGGCAAGGGAAGUGAGAGAACUGUCAUAUGACAUCGAAGACAGCAUCGACAAAUUCAUGGUGCACAUUGAGGACAACCCAUCAGCAAAGCCGCGUGGAUUUGGGGGGUUCAUUCAUAAGAGUUUGAAGUUGUUGACAACAGCCAAGCUUCGCCAUACUAUUGCCUCAGAAAUCACAGGCAUCAAGGAGCUUGUCUAUGAGGUGGCUUCGAGGCAUGAAAGAUACAAGAUUGACACUGCCUCUUUUGUCCGACCAGACAACACAACAAUUGACCCUCGGCUGAUGGGUAUUUACGAAAGGACUUCGAAACUUGUUGGCAUCAGUGGCCCACAGGACAAGUUGAAGGAGUUGGUAAUGGAGCCAGAAGGCACGUUGAAUCGUCACCUAAAAGUGGUCUCGGUUGUUGGACCUGGUGGUUUGGGCAAGACAACACUCGCCAAUAUCAUGUAUCAACAGCUUAGAGAGCAGUUUGAGUGUCAUGCUUUUGUAUCAGUGUCUCUUAAUCCUGAUUUAAAGAAGAUUCUGUGCAGCAUUCUCCGCCAAGUUACAAAAACCUUUAUUCCAGCAUUGAAGCAUGGCCUGUUGAUGAAAUUAUCUACAAUACAAGACUACAUCUUGAGGAUAAGAGCUUGGGAUCUUAUCAAGUGUGCAUUAGUUGACAACAACUGCGGCAGUAGAAUAAUUACAACGAGUCGUGUACUUGAUGUUGCUGCGUCGUGCUGCUCAAAAGUUGAUGGUUGUAUCUAUAAACUAAAACCUCUUUCCCAUGAUGAUUCAAAGAAGUUGUUCUACAGAAGAAUAUUUGGAUCUGAAGAUAGUUGUCUCUUAGAACUGAAGGAAAUGUCAGAGAAAAUUUUAAGGAAGUGUGGUGGAGUACCAUUAGCCAUCAACACUAUAGCUAGCUUAUUGGCAAGUAAGCCAAAACAUAUAAAUGAAUGGUACAGUGUGCACAAUUCUAUAGGUUCCGGACUUGUGAAAGAAACUAGUGUGGAGAAUAUGAGGAAGAUAUUAUCUAUGAGUUAUUACAGCUUACCUUCCAAUCUAAAAGCUUGCUUAUUGUACCUAAGUAUAUUCCCAGAGGAUUAUACCAUAUCAAGAGAUCAGUUGAUCCGCAGAUGGAUAUCUGAAGGCUUUAUUCCUGGAGAAGAUGUGGUUACUUCAUAUGAACAUGCAGAAAAUUAUUUCAGUGAACUCAUUAACAGAAGCCUGAUAGAACCAGAAUAUGUUGACAGUCAUGGCAGGGUGCUAGAUUGCCAUGUACAUGAUAUGAUACUUGAUCUCAUCACAUCUUUGUCAUAUGAUGAAAAUUUUGUCACUGCAUUACACGGUCAGCAAUCCACAUAUAUGCCAAACAAAAUUCACCGUUUAUCCUUCCAAAGCAUGACAGAUGGGCUUGUCACACUGAAGACAAUGAACUUGUCUCAUUUGAGGUCACUUAUCGUCUUCCCUGGGGCUACCAACUUGUUGCCACCUCUUUCGAGCUUCCAUCUUCUGCGUGUACUGGAUUUUGAAGGCUGCCAUGACUUAGAUUGUAAUCAAAUUGAUGGUCUUGUGAAUUUAUUUCAUUUGAGGUGCCUGGUAUUGAAGGAUACAAAUAUUGCAAACCUUCCAAAACAAAUUGGGAAACUUGGUUGUUUGCAGAAACUGGACUUAAGGAACACUAGUAUAAGUGUACUUCCAUCAGCAGUUGUUCAGUUAAGAAAACUAGUGAGCCUACAUAUUGAUAGAUCAGUGAUGCUACCAGUUGGGUUUGGGGGCAUGAAAUCUCUGCAAGCCCUGACAUAUAUUGGUGUCAGCAUAUCCCCAAAGUUCAUGAAAGAGCUAGGAAAUUUGACUGAACUAAGGAUUCUCCACAUUUCACUGAGUGGUACAAGACAAAUGAAUUACGAGAAAUCUUUACUAGAUUCUUUGUGCAAGCUGAAAAAACUCCAUGAAUUGUUAAUUUUAGGUGGACAAUUGUCGAGAUUGCCAAGGUGGAUCAGUUCCUCACUCUUAUGCAUCCGCACAUUAGACAUGAAGCUCAACACAUUAGCCCUGGAGGAUUUAAAAAAUCUUGGGGCCAUAGUGUGUCUGCUUGAUCUCUGUCUUAUGGUGCUAAAUGAUGAAACAGAAAGAUUGGUUGUUGGUGUUGACCGUGGAGAGUUCCAGUGUCUUGUUAGGCUUUCGUUUGUCAGCAAUGCAAUGAGGAUAAUAUUUUCAAAGCAAGCUAUGCCAAGGCUCGAGAACCUUGAGCUUGCCUUUAGAGUUCAAGAGAGUAAGGAUUUUGAUAUCGGCUUGGAAAACCUCUCUUCACUUAAGCAUGCCACCAUAAGAAUCGAUUGUUGGGGUUCCAGUGUUGAUGAGGUGGAGCGUGCUAAUGCUGCUAUUCAGAGGGCAGUGUUCUUGAAUCCCAAUCACCCCAAGCUUGAUGUGAUCAGGCAUUUUUACAAUGACAUGGUAGGGGAUGAUGAGAUAAUAAGUGUCCAUGAUGACAUGAAUGAAAUAGAAGAAGAGAUUUUGGCAGACAAGAUGGGCCCUUGGGGUGGAAAUGGUGGGGUUGCUUGGGACAUAAAGGUUGCUUCCUGUCAUUUGGAAAGUGUGACGAUUUGUAGUGGUACGAUUAUCGAUGCAAUUUCGUUUUCUUACCGUGAUGGAAAUGGGAGGCAGCACACAACUCAAUAUUGGGGCGGCACUGGUGGCAGUGCUUAUUCGAUUCGUCUUGGGGCUACAGAAUUUCUCAGGGAAGUGUCUGGAACAGUCGGGCCAUUCUUUUCAAUACCCAGCGCUGUAACAUCACUUAGGUUAGUGUCCAAUUUACGUCGGUAUGGGCCUUUUGGAGUGCCGCUGGGAACUCCAUUCUGCAGUAAGGUCAAGGAAAACAACAGCAUUGUUGGUUUCUUUGGGCGGUCAGGGGCGUACCUUCAUGCACUUGGUGUGUACGUUCGUCCUGUCUGA
This is a messenger RNA of Miscanthus lutarioriparius, 3120 nucleotides long. The record is from the annotation of a GenBank genome assembly. NCBI's taxonomy places the organism in Eukaryota, Viridiplantae, Streptophyta, Magnoliopsida, Poales, Poaceae.